AUGUCCACUCAGAGCUCCUGGCCACCAUCCCUGAAGGAGUUUGUCAAUCAAACCUUUUCCCGCUGUAAUGAUUCAAACCGAACAGAUGUCGAGGCCGAACUGAAAUCCCUAAUCUUUGAAGCUUAUAAAAGCGGUAAACUGUGGACUAUCAACUGGGCUGACGUUCAACUCCAAACACUCUUACCGAUAACUAAACGCAAACAAAACCCGUUGACCUUUACUGCUGCCUGCCCCGUCAUCAAUGUAGAUGAUGAAGACGACCGCAGACAGAAAAGGUUGCGUCGGUUUGACAGAAUCCCAGCAGCUACCUCGGCCGUUCAUGGCCUACACAUUACGAUCUAUGAUGAUGGGGAUACCAAUGGUUUUCCUCACAUGUCUGCUGAUUAUCAAAAGAACAUCCCUGAUUGGGAUCAUCACACCAUUGUUGGCUGUUCCCAAAAACUCGAAAAGCCUUACUUGCGACUCACUUCUGAGCCUAAUCCGGCGGAUGUCAGGCCGUUAGACGUUUGUAAAAAAACCUUGGAUCAUCUGAAAUCCAAGUGGCGCUCCGAGAGUAACUAUAAUUGGAUUUGUGACCAAUUCAAAAGCCUUCGACAAGAUUUAACUGUUCAACGAAUUAAAAAUAAGUUCACCGUAACGGUUUACGAAACUCAUGCUCGCAUCGCUCUAGAAAAAGGUGAUCUUGGCGAAUUCAAUCAAUGUACCAGUCAGUUGCGCCCACUGUAUAAACUGGGCUUGGAAGGCCAUCAAGAUGAGUUUUUGGCGUACCACAUCCUGUAUCUUAUUUACUCACGUAACCACAGCGAAUUGAACGAGCUUUUGUCAAGUAUUCCAGAUUCUCUCAAGCAGGCCACAUGUGUCCAGCAUGCACUUAAAGUGCGUUUUGCCGUUUCAACUGCCAAUUACCGGAGAUUUUUCAAGCUAUUCUGCGAGGCUCCUAUGAUGGCUGGAUACUUGAUGGACAGGUUUAUUGAGCGCGAGCGCAUUAGAGCCUUAGCGAUCAUGGCACGGGGGCUCCGCUCUAUUCCAAUCUCGUAUCUGACCAAGCAAUUGGCUUUCGAUUCCGAAGAGGAGUGUUGCGACUUCCUGAGAUCCCAUCACGCGCAUUAUUUCGAAAAGAAUUCGAGACUGUGGGAUCCUAAACCAGCCAAAGAUGCUCUACAGCAAGCUGCGCUAAAGACGCGGAAGGUAGACAUCAAAGGACAAAUUUAA
Molecule: messenger RNA, 1212 nt
Organism: Puccinia triticina
Lineage: Eukaryota; Fungi; Basidiomycota; Pucciniomycetes; Pucciniales; Pucciniaceae
Exons: 9
Coding region: 1-1212 (403 amino acids)
Cellular component (GO): nucleus
Source: RefSeq, a predicted model, not a curated record